Molecule: messenger RNA, 6847 nt
Organism: Cuscuta europaea
Lineage: Eukaryota; Viridiplantae; Streptophyta; Magnoliopsida; Solanales; Convolvulaceae
Source: the annotation of a GenBank genome assembly
CAAAAGGCUAUUUCCGUUAUUUUGACUCACAGCCAAACGAAUCAGUCCGCUUUUCUCAGUUUCCCCCCGACCGCACCGUACAACCUCGCUCUUCAUCUUGUUCACUUUGCUUUUGGCUCGAAGGAUCUCCCUCCUCCUCCACCUCCUCCCUCUCUCUAGACGCUUCUGAGAUACGUUUCAAAACCCUUCCCCUCUUUCGAUUUCUAAACCCAGUCGCCCGGCCAAUUUCAUCCUCAUUUUUCUUAAUUCUCCGAAAACUCUCUCGUUCUCUGUCUUUUUAAUCUUUCUACGUGUUCCGUUUCUGCCCAUAGGUGUGUGUGGUGCCGCGUGGGAGGGUAUUUAAUUACAGGGAGAGCAAGGGAGCUCAAAAGUUGACGCCUUUUAGCGCUCCCGCACAAUGCCUGUUGAGGUGCUGAGAAUUCACUGGAAUUGGUGCCCGGAGCUGGUUCUGGUUUAGCAGGAAAUGGAGUCUUCAAGUUCCAAUCGAGCUUUUCCGUUUUACAUCGAUCUCAACGAAGCCCCCCUGCCUUCGCCCCGAGAAGCUGAUAAUGACGACGACGUUGUUAUACUUGACAGGCCGUUCCGAGCUGCUGCUGCUGCUGCUCAAGUGAAAAAUGCGGACUCUAGGCUGGUUGUGUCUCGAGGGUCUGAGGACUUCAGUAGUCCGCGUUGCUCUAUGUGUGAGCGUCGGAGGAGAGACGGGGAGAAGGAGUGGACGUGCUUGGGGUGUUUGAUUGGGAAACGUAGUGGCAGUAGUGUAGGUAGAAAUGCAGGUGACGGUGGAGCUAGGGGCUUUGGUGAAAGUGGUGACGCGGCACUUAUAGGUCUGGAUAUAAAUGCGCCCCCACCUAGGGAGCUCGAGCUUGAAGGCUUUGUUCUAGACUUGAAUGAGGAUGCCACAGUGAGGAGGCUGCAUGGCGAGCUAGACAAUAACGGCGAAUCACAAACUAGUAUUUCAUCCAGCCACGGCUGUACAUUUAUUUCCUCGACUACAUAUUCUAAGUUUCCCUUCAAGGAUAAUGGAUUUGAUAUUCAGAAAGCUUCUCUUGCUGCUAGAGCUGUUGCUAGAUCAGAAUCAGGUGAUAGUUUACAGCAGAAACCACUUUAUGAUGUAAACUUUAACAAUAAUGAUCCAGGUUCAGCAUUUGGAAAAAUGUUCUCGAUUGGUCAUUCUGAUCCGCUGAAAGAUUUUCAUCGUACUGCAAGUGAAGUGUAUCUGCAAAGCCUUAGAGAAUAUAUUGCUGAAAGAAAAGGUACAUUAGGAGGUGGAUGGAAUGUGGAGUUCAAGUAUUACCAUGAUAGAUGCAAGACACAUGCAGUAUAUAUUGGCCCUGAUGGAAGUAGUUUUGAGUCAGUGGCUGAUGUUGCUUCUCAUUUGGGGUUGCCAUCAGUUGUUCAUUCCAUAGAUGUAAGCAAUGGAUUUCCUUUAGCUCAUGAAGAAUCAAACAAUAUGCUAAGAAGAAAAGAUGCACCAGGUCCUGUUCAAUUCAAAAGCUGUAAUCAAAACUUUAAUGUUCCUGGGAGCAGUUUCCUUGAGAAUAAUGCCUCGCAAGCUAUUCAGGAUGGUUUCCCAGUACAAUUUGAAGAUUUCUUGCUUAUUUCGACGGGACAUUUGGAUUCAAAACCAUCAUACCAUAGUAGUAAUCAAAUCUGGCCUGUGGGGUAUAGAUCUAGCUGGCAUGACAAAAUUUCUGGGUCAGUAUUUGUUUGUGAUGUUACAGAUGGCGGUGAUUCUGGCCCAAAAUUUAGAGUUCGAAGGUAUCCAUGCGGCAUGCAUUCUUUCAUCACUAGUUCUACGGUCCUCUCAAGAUCACAGUCGAGGUCCUCCAGUGAGAAUGACAAAAUGGAGAAGGAUGGUUUAACUAUUUCUGGUGUGGUUUAUGAUGAUGAUAAUGUUUCUAUCCAGUUGAUAUUGGAAGACUGCGACCAGCCAGCCAUGGAUAACAAUUAUGAUUCUUAUACUGGGCAGAGAGAAGUGGAAGAUUUGGCUUUGGGAAAACUGAAUUCCAUAUUGCCAGAAAGCCUUAGAAACAAAACAUUUGAGGCCAUUGAUCAAGGAGAUAACCUAGGAGAAUUUCAUGUGGAAGGAACUUCAUUGACCUCUGUAUGGGAAAUGGUCGCCCAGAAUCUUGUACGCGCUAGCCAUGAGGUGUAUAAGCAAAAAGGGGCAGUUAGGUUCUGUUGUAGACACGAUGUUUUUGAAUUAGAUGCGAAACGACUUGAUGGGCUAGAUUCAUUAUCCAAGUUUUCUUGCUUAACAGCACCUGGUAGCUUUCGUCAGGCAGUGCACAAUGAUAGUGAGUUUAACCAAAUUCGUGAAAUGCUAGUGAAGUGGCUUGAACAGGAUAGAUUUGGCCUAGAUGCCGAUUUUGUGCAGGAGAUUCUAGAACAGCUUCCAGGCAUUUCAAACUGUACGGGUUAUAAGUUUUUGAGUGAAAGGAAGCACAAUUCAACUCUUCAAACUGUUGGAAGUGGAUUUUUUCAGUCCAGAAGGGAGAGUCAUAUGCAAGAUGGUGGGGAACCAGAUGAGUAUUUCAGACCAUCUAAAAGACUCAGAAAAUUAGAAGAGUCUGAAGUGAGAGCACCCUGUCCUUCAGGCAAGCCAUUUAUGUCAAAGCUUCCAUCAUAUUUGAUAGGCGAUGCUCUCCAGGUUUGGGAUUUUUCACUGCGUUUUUCUGUGGUGUUGGGGCUGGAAGAUCCCUUUUCUUUCCGGGAACUUGAAGAUGAGCUAUUGAGUCCUUGGCUAGAUGGGAUGAAUCCAUUUACGAAUCAUGAAUCUGAAAUGGUAGAAUCUGGUGAUGCUGCAGUAUAUGGUGGUACGGUGAAGUCUUCUCAAGCCAAUGGGACUCAUAGUCAAGACAGCAGAUGUACCGGUCUAGUUCUGGCUAAAACUCACAGUUCUCUGCUAAAUGUUUUAGUUAAGGAUCUCCUCAUGAAAGUUGCAGCGUAUGUAGACCCUAACUUUGAUGUUGGCGAAUCUAAACCCAGAAGAGGUAGAAAGAAAGAUGCUGAUAAUGUAGCCACUCUUAAGAAAGCUAAACUCGAUAUGUCUCCUGUAAAUGAAAUUACAUGGCCUGAAAUUGCUAGAAGAUACAUAUUAGCUGUAUUAUCCAUGGAGGGUAACCUUGACUCCACAGAAACUGCUUGCCGUGAGAGUGGAAAGAUUUUUCAUUGUUUACGUGGUGAUGGUGGGACACUUUGUGGGUCUCUUAUGGGAGUCGCUGCGCUUGAAGCAGAUGCUGUGCUUCUUGCAGAGGCUAACAGGAAAGUUUAUGGUUCAGCAAGGAUUGGAAGUGAUAUUGUCAGCAUGGAUGGGAAAGACCCUGAUGCGGCAUGGACAAAUGAUGGUGAAGUUCCUGAAUGGGCACUUGCGUUAGAACCAGUAAAAAAGCUGCCAACGAAUGUUGGGGCUAGAAUCAGGAAGUGUGUCAAUGAGGCUUUAGAUAGAACCCCCCCUGAAUGGGCAAGAAAAAUCUUGGAGCAUUCAAUCAGCAAGGAGGUUUACAAAGGAAAUGCAUCAGGCCCCACAAAGAGAGCAGUUGUUUCCGUCCUGGAAAAAUUAAACAAUGAAGAUAUGCAACCCAAACCUGAGAAGACGGAAAAAGUGAAGAGUGUGAGCUCUCUAUCUGAUGUCAUCAUGAAACGAUGUCAAAUUGUAUUGCGUCAAGCUGUUGCAGCAGAUGAAGAUAAAGUUUUCUGUAAUCUAUUGGGCCGAACAGUUCUAACAGCUAAUGAUAAUGACGAUGAGGGACGUCUUGGAUAUCCUGCGAUGGUCUCUCGCCCAUUGGACUUUAGGACAAUUGAUCUUAGACUGUCUGCUGGGUCUUAUGGUGGAUCAUAUGAAGCUUUUGUUGAUGAUGUUCGAGAGGUUUGGAACAAUAUAUGCACGGCAUACGGUGAUCAGUCUGACUUGAUUGAAUUGGCGGGAACCUUAUCUCAGAAAUUUGAGGAACUGUAUGUGAAAGAGGUUCUUUCCUUUGUGGAGAUGAAGGACAACAAUUGUUUAAAAAGUGAAGCUGAAAAAGAAAGUGAUGAUUUGGGUGAGUGUGUUGGUGAAAGCUCACUUCCUAAAGCCCCUUGGGAUGAUGGAAUCUGCAAAGUUUGUGGCAUGGAUAAAGAUGAUGACAAUGUUCUGCUGUGUGAUACUUGUGAUUCAGAGUACCAUACAUAUUGCUUGAAUCCUCCACUUGUCAGAAUUCCUGAAGGAAAUUGGUAUUGCCCUUCUUGUGUUGCUAAAAAAUCUGUUUGCCGAGGUUCCACCUAUAAUACUCAAUAUGAUAGUCAGUGUCAUAAAAAGAAACACAAAAAAGAAUUUACUCAUAAGCUUCUGGAGGCACUUAGCGAAUUAGCAAAGGCCAUGGAGUUGAAGGAGUAUUGGGAACUUACGGUACAGGAGAGAAUUUUCUUAAUGAAAUUUUUGUGUGAUGAGGCACUGAAUUCACCCAUUUUCCGUGACCACAUUGAUCAAUGUGCCUCUCUGUAUGCUGAUUUGCAGCAGAAGUUACGGUCACUGAAUUCUGAAUUGAAGCUUUUGAAAGUAAGGGAGGAUUUUUUCCUGGCAAACAUGGCCAAAGUGAAAAAUACUGUCCCUGGGCAUGGUGGAGACACUUGGUCUAAUGCAUUCACUUCUGGUGUUGUUUCUGAUGGUAAAUUGAAUGAGUUGAUAGAAAACAGUAAAAAGCCACUCUCAAACUGUUUAAAAGACAACCUAGAGGGUACUUGUGCAAUACAUGUUGAUCAACUUAAGUCUACUGAUGGUUUAAAUAAUUUAAAGCAUCAGCAGGCUGUGAAAGAUAAAUGUCAAUUAGAUACUUCUCAUACACAGCAUGGUAAAAAGAUAGCCAGCUUGCAAGAUGAGCUGGUGCAAGGUAGUUCUUGUAGUAAUGUUGAUUUUCAGCAGGAGUCACCAGAGAGCAGUUCCAAUUCCUUGCCAUCUACUGUGCAGGUCCUGCCUGACCACAAUUCAACUGAUUCCAAUGGCAACUGUGUGAAUCAGUCUUAUAAGGCUGGUGAUAUCAGUUUAUCUCAAGCGUUUAACAUUCAACUUGCAUCUCUGAAGGGUGAGAUUCAUUCAUUGCAGGAUUCAAUUGCCUUGAAAGAAGCAGAGCUUCAGGAUGUGUCUGUUAGAAAGGAGUUUUUGGGACGAGAUUCUGAAGGCAGACCUUACUGGAUUCUUGGCAGGGGUGAUUCUUUCCUGCAGAUAGUAGCAGCUAAUGCAGGUGUGAGUUCACAGCAGGGGAUGUCUCAUAAUUCUCAUCAUCCUCGUUUGGACAGUUCAAGACAGUCUAGUAUUUUUUAUUGGUAUGCCCAGGGGGACAAUACUGGGAUCCCAAAUUUCUGUCAAUGGACAACUUACAAAUCUGAUCAGGAAAUCAUAGAACUUAUGGAAUGGCUCAGAGAUGAUGAUGCAAGAGAGCGAGACUUGAAGGAGUCUAUUUUACAGCGUGUGGGUUAUAAGUCCAAGCAAUCUUACUUCGUGGAUAGUCUGGCCCUGAAGAAAAAAGAUGCAAACACUCGUGACUCCUCCAAAGUAAGUAAAGUUUCUAACCCUAAUUUUCCUGUCACCAAGGCUAUGACUGUCUUGUCUAAAAAAUAUGGCUCUUGCAAAGAAAUGGAUGUAACUGAAGUCUGUAACGACCCAAGGUUUCCAGUUAAUGUUCCUUGUAAGGAUGGAAUCUAUAGAUGUCUGUGCCUAGAGCCCUUGUGGGUUUCUCGUCCUCAUUGUUACUCAUGUCAUGUAACAUUUUCUAAUUCUGACGAGCUAGAACAGCAUGCCAGUGGCAAGUGCAUGGCCAACUCACAAGUGCAUGACCAGGUAGUAAUCAAACAUCCUUCCAAGCACAAAAAGUUGACAAAAAGUGAACCCUGUCAGGAUAAGUCCUCAGGCUGUAAUGGUAUUAUCAAUCAAGCAUCCAAGAGCACGAAGCCAACUAGUAUUGGGGAACUUGAAAGUGAGAGACACAGUAGCGAGCCUGCUUCCGCUGAACAUCAACUAGACCAAUCAGAUUGUGCAUUUAGUUUUGAAGAAAUCAAACGGAAAUUCAUUGUUCAAAGCUCUCUCAAGGAAGAUGUGAAGAAAAUAGGUCUGAUUGGAUCGAAUGGUGUUCCGUCAUUUAUUCAGUUUAGGUCUACCUAUCUGGAUUAUCCUGUCAUUGGGUUGUUCUCUACUACAGAAAAUGAGGUGUCUACAGAAAUCACUGCACUUGUGGAAACUUGUGAAGAGAAAUCAAAUUCUGGGCCAUGUAUUCGUGACAAUACCCACAUCUUAGAUAAAAAUAUGUCAGGGCAUGCUGAUAAUGGGACAGUUAACAAUGAACUGGAACUUGGGAGUGGAAGAAGAUUCACAUGGGUUAGUGAAGACAAUCAACUAUCGUCUGCCAAUGUGAAUGGCCAAGUACCAGGAAUAAAUAAGAGCUUUACUGUUCGUGAGUCUGCUAAAAGACCAUUGGUAGGCAGGGAUCUUGAGAUUCUUAGCCGCUUAAAGAUGAAUUUGCUUGACAUAGAUGCUGCUCUACCUGAAGAAGCUCUGAGAGCAUCAAGAUCACACUCAGACAAAAGAGGCUACUGGAGUGCAUUUGUAAAAUCUGCAGCUACAGUCUAUGAGAUGAUUCAAGCGAUGAUCACACUGGAGGAUGCACUAAAAACGGAAUACUUGAGGAAUGAUUGGUGGUACUGGUCAUCUCCUUCAGCUGCUGCCAAAAUAUCUACCCUGUCUGCCCUUGCUCUAUGGUUAUAUGCCCUUGAUUCAGCAGUCUUGUAUGACAAACAGUUGUCCAAUGAAGAGGCAGCAGAAGCUUCAAAGCCAGAACGUAAAUCAGCAAAAGCAGCAGCACCUCACAACUCCAAA